Hyla sarda is the source of this 2332-nucleotide messenger RNA. It is a transcript of the gene DNAJC24, whose product is annotated as DnaJ heat shock protein family (Hsp40) member C24. Bases 258 to 1217 code for a protein of 319 amino acids. Gene Ontology annotation, molecular function: ferrous iron binding; ATPase activator activity. The transcript is spliced from 5 exons. The record is from RefSeq and is a predicted model, not a curated record. Gene Ontology annotation, biological process: positive regulation of ATP-dependent activity. NCBI's taxonomy places the organism in Eukaryota, Metazoa, Chordata, Amphibia, Anura, Hylidae.
UGUUUUGAGGCAUUUCUCCCUGAGUUUUGCACAGAUCACAUGAUAUUUACCCCAGAGGUUGUGGGAGCCUCAGACAGUGCGCUGAGGUGAAGCUGGAUUCCUGUAUCGCAUACAAUUUCCACCAUGGACCUCGCCGCUAAUCGGCGCCAUAUCUGCAGCCAUGUAUUUUACUCAAGCUGUGCUGACAGUGCGCAAAUCCAUGACAAACCUCCAACACAAUGAGCAUGUUAUCUGCAAAAUAAGGUGAACUCUUAACCAUGACCUCAGAAGAUGAAGACUGGUACAGCAUACUGGGGGCACAUCCAUCAGACAGCCAGGCCCAGCUGAAACAGAAGUAUCAGAAGUUGGCUUUAUUAGUGCAGGCCCACCCUGUGCUGUGGAAAGAAAAUUACAACUGCUAUGGUGACCAACACCUUCAGAACCAAGCUUGGAAAAGAAUCUGUGAGGCACUGUGUCCGGACUGGGUCAAGCUUACACAGUUGCAGCAGGAGGUUUUUGAGGAGGACCUAAGAAAGAAGUGGAUAUCUUUGCAAGACUUUUUUCUUAAGAAGCAUCGCAAAGCUGAAAGACGUGGGUCCUCUCCCUCGCAGGUACCAUUCUAUGAUGAACUGCUGUUUCUACUGUUCAGCAGGGGACCCAAGCCAUCUGAAGGCAGUAAUUGGGAAAGAGAAAGCCUGGCAGAGUUUCCAGCUGCACUUGACCAGCAGGAGUGGAAGCCAAAUCCUACACUAUCAGCAGAGGUCAAAGAGGAAUUGGAGGGGAACCAAGCAGGACUGUCAAGAAUGCACACACCAGCAAUUGCCUUACCAUCAGCCAAAACAUCUGCUGUUGCUCCAGUGCCUACCCGAGUAGCACAUCCUCACCCCACUGUCCACCCAGCUCACACUCGUAGGCAGGGUCAGAGAACCCUCCGAGCAUCAGACAGGGAGUUAAUCCAGAGGGUCCACAGCAAUGACAAAUUUGACCGCUUUGGCCGCGAGAUGGCAUCUAGCUGCCGCCGGAUGCGUCCCGAAGUCCGACACAAUUUUAUGUCAUAUGUCUAUUGUGCAGCAGCGGUCUUUGACUCCCCUGACCCCCUGCUUGAUGUUGAGUCUCUAAUCAAUGACCUCCAGUCAUUCGUUGGCCAUCAGAAUACCCUUGAGGAUGUGUCCACCUCCACCCAGACCAACACUAUUGAUUUAUCUGCUCCUUCCUCCCCACCCACUACUGAUUCCUAAUGUUAUGCAUUUUCCCCCCUGUAUCCCUACACCAGCAGUGGGUCCAGCCAAUCACAAUAACUUCCUGGCUUUUCAACCCUCGAGGAAUAUUUUCUCCACCCAACCCCCUUUUUUCUUUUUUUUAUUUAUUAUUGUUUUUUGUUUUUGUUAAAGGUUAGAAUUUCUUAUUUUUGUAAGAAAUGAAAAUUAAAAUACCUUGGCUCUUGAGUUAAAAAUAAAUGGUUUCUUUGUUUUUGUUUUAGCUUUUAAAAAUUAUGGAAGUGAAAAAGCUGAUUCCUCUAUAGGUCAUUUGUGUCAUUCAGAAUGCCAAAACAUUACAUACAACAUACGUUUUACAUGAAGUAUACCAGGUGCCAUACUUGUGUUGCUUUUGAGCUACUCAUUGAACUACUGAACCAGAAUAAAUGUACCGCCUUAGGCCAUUUUCAUGUGAGCAUAUUAUGAACUGAGUUCUGGGCAAAAUACAGAUGUGCCAGUAUAAAUCAAAAGCGCCUAUUGACCUGCAACCAAGGGUGUUAUAUAAACAAAUAUUAUUAUUAGUAGUAGUAGUAAUAAUAAUAAUAAUUAGAAUUAACAGUAAUAAAGGAGUUAGAUGGCCUAAGCUUCAGUCGGAGGGGGUACCUGUAUCUCCACUUCAGAGUAAGAACUGUCCCUAACAUUUGUACAAAUGUUGUACCUGGUUGAACCUUUCAUAGAAGACUCUCCUGCAAGGAUGCAUAACUCACCCCAGAUGCAAAAAAAACUGAAAAAAAUGCACAAAAAUGUCAUAUUUGACCAUUGUGACCAUGCGCACCAAUAAUAAAUUAGUGAAGAAGGCCAAAACCUUAAAAGAACUAAAUCAUUUUUUGUUUUGCCGUACAUAAGCUACCUGCAUUCUAUGUUGACAGAUAGUGGGGCAGAUUGACUUACACAGCCUAAUUCCUAUGCAGUGUAAAGUAAAACUGGGCAGUCCAAGGAUGUGCCGGACUUAUCAAAGUGGCUCAUGCAAUCUUUAGGUGUUUUUGUGUAACUUUGUAACAUCUAUUAGUAAUUUGCAAUUUAUUUAUUUUCUCAAUUAAAAAAUUUGGGCAAAAAUAUCAAUGUUCUCCUUCCUGUUUCACUGUAUAAGAAAAUGG